This is a messenger RNA of Acanthochromis polyacanthus (spiny chromis), 3743 nucleotides long. RefSeq names its product TAF5-like RNA polymerase II, p300/CBP-associated factor (PCAF)-associated factor (gene taf5l). The transcript has 5 exons. The record is from RefSeq and is a predicted model, not a curated record. Gene Ontology annotation, cellular component: histone acetyltransferase complex; nuclear protein-containing complex. Lineage: Eukaryota; Metazoa; Chordata; Actinopteri; Pomacentridae. The coding region runs from base 248 to 2050 and encodes 600 amino acids. Gene Ontology annotation, biological process: regulation of DNA-templated transcription. Gene Ontology annotation, molecular function: protein binding; transcription coactivator activity.
AUAACAGUAACCGAAGCCAGACAGAAACAGCUGAUCAACGAUAGCUCCUACCGAUCAAAGAUGCGAGCGGCGAGCUAGCUGGUUAGCCUAGCAUAAUUUGAUGGAGGCUGACUGGGGGGCGGACAACCACGAUGGAGCGGCAAAGACAGGCAAUACCGUUGUUUCAGCAGGUUACUGAGAUGUAUUGAAACUCCAUCAGCUUGGAUACAGUAACUGAGGACGGACAGGAACAGCACGAUAUGCAGUCAUGAAGCGGGCUCGCACUGAGCAGAUCCAGUAUGUGGUGUCUCAGUACCUGAAGAGGAGGCAGUAUGUGGACACUGAAAGCUCCCUGAAAGGAGCCAAGCUCUUCCAGUCAGCUGAAGAGAUGGCUGCCAGCCUCACAGUGCAAACAGAGUCAGGAUGUGCCAACGUCGUCUCUGCAGCACCCUGCCAGUCAGAUCCACAGCAGUAUGAGACUCAGUACUCCAGGCUGCGCUCUUUUCUCUCAGAAACAGAAAUAUCCUGGGCAAAAGAGGUGAGCAGCAUCCUGUAUCCACUCUUCGUCUACCUCCACCUGGACAUGGUGCGCUGUGGCCUGAAGGGGGCGGUGGAUGGCUUUUACGGUCGUUUCCAUGGUGCCUUUCUUCAGGACAGCGAGCAGCGUGCCACUGUAGAGCAGCUCCGCCAUGUUCUCACUGCUCAGGACAUUACAACCAAUCCCAAGCUGAGUGCUUUCCUGGAGCAUAAGUACGUGGUUCACCUGACGGAGCCGGCCCACAGCUACCUGCUGCGCUACCUGCAGAGUGAUGACAACAGCGCCCUCUGCAGGGCCCUCAGCACUCACCUGCAGGUGGAGGUCACCGCUUCGAGGCGCACAGACUACCAGCUGUAUGGAGCUGCCGGCGGUGCAACAGCUGCCCCAAACUCCACCUCAUCCUGGGCGGGAGUGGACGGAGCAGAGGGUGGGGAGGGGGUGGAGGUCCCUGCGGGGAUCCCACAAAGUGAAGCAGCACUGGAGGCUCUGCAGGACAGCAUCAAGAAAGUCCGUGAGGGCCCCCCCUCGCUCACCACCGUCUGUUUUUACGCCUUCCACCACACAGAGCAGAUGCUGAACACCGCUGAGGUCUCGGCUGACAGUCGGCUGCUGGCCGCUGGCUUCGACAGCUCCACGGUGAAGCUGUGGAGCCUCCGAGCCAGAAAGCUGAAGGCCAAACCUCAUCAGGCGGAUGUGUCGCAUAUCCACCUGGCCUGUGACGUACUGGAGGAGGAUGUGGAUGAAGAGGACAGCUCCGGCAGUGAGAUAAAGACGCUGCGAGGUCACAGCGGCCCGGUGUUUCGCACUGCCUUCCUGACAGACAGCUCCGGCCUGCUGUCCUGCUCUGAGGACACAACAAUCCGCUACUGGGACCUGGGCAGCUUCACCAACACGGCGCUGUACCAGGGCCACGCCUACCCCGUGUGGGAUGUGGAUGUUAGCCCCUGCAGCCUUUAUUUCGCCAGCAGCUCCCACGACCGCACCGCCCGCCUGUGGACGUUCUCCCGUACAUACCCGCUGCGGCUGUACGCUGGGCAUCUCUCCGACGUCGACUGCAUCAAAUUCCACCCAAACUCCAACUACCUGGCCACCGGCUCCACAGACAAGACUGUGCGGCUGUGGAGCACACAGCAGGGGGCGUCUGUCCGCCUCUUCACCGGCCACCGCGGCCCGGUGCUGUCGCUUGCUUUCUCUCCUAAUGGGAAGUACUUGGCAUCCGCUGGCGAGGACCAGCGGGUGAAGCUGUGGGACUUGGCAUCAGGGACUCUGUUCAAAGACCUGCGGGGACACACAGACAGCGUCACCAGCCUGUCCUUCAGCCCGGACAGCAGCCUGGUGGCAUCGUCAUCUAUGGACAACUCGGUGCGGGUGUGGGACAUCCGCAACUCCCACAGCGGGACGCCGGCCGACGGCUCGUCCAGCGAACUAGUGGGACUGUACACUGGAAACACCAGCAAUGUGCUCAACGUCCAGUUCAUGGCCUGUAACCUUCUGCUGGUGACCGGAACCGCACAGGAGAAGACGGAGCAGUAGCCACGGCUGAUUGGUGUUUGUGUUUGAAUGAGUCCAGAUGUUGGUUUAAAGUUCUGUUCACCAGGCAGACUCUGAGAGGCUAAACCACACCCCCAACAAUUCGACUUGAGUUUUCCUCAUUAGUUUUUGGCUCAGAAGAAGAAGCAAGACAUUUUUUUUCUUAAAGUCUCAUUCCUCAAAAACUGGCUUCGAUAUUCAUUUAUAGAUUAUUAAUAAUAUUACCAAAUUCUAAUAUUACCAGAGUGUUGACUACAUGUCAGUAUUGCAGAACUCCUCAGUUUCUCUUGUACCUGAUUAUUUAAAUGUGUAAAAUUUUCUGCUAAUUAUAGGAGAAUAUUGUUAAUUAUGGAUUACAAAAAAACUUGCACCGAAAAUGAUCCUGACCUGCGUGAAUACCAAAAGAUAAAAAUGUCUGACGUCCGUCAGUUUGUGGAAAUUUGAGCGACUUUAGCACUGAUUAGCAUUGUGAUGUACAUGGGUUCCUGGUGUACAGAGCGUAGGAACUAUUUCUGCUGUGUUCUUGAGUUGCACCUCGUUUUCCUGCUAAUUAUUCUAACUAUUGCAAUAACAGUCUGAUACUUUGAGAAGCACGUGCUCUUGUUUGGAGUCAAAGAACAAGAUGGAUAUCAGUUUGGUCGCUGUGAAUCCAAUACUACAGACAUAUUUUACAGACUAGCAUAAAGACUGGAGGCACAGUAACAUUCAGUGAAAUGUGUUUUCAGCCAUUAACGUCCACUCCUGCCUCUGAAGUGUGUGCAGACAGCAGCCACUGCAGGCAGCUGGGUUUGAUUCUCAUGGAUAAAAUGUUCUCUUGAUUUAAAGCCCUGACUCACCUUUCAUGCACUACCAUGGAUGAUACAAAUGUUGGAUUUAAAACGUGGCUGCUUUUAUCUGUGAGUAACAGCUGCAGUGAUGAGUACGUUUAUCGGUCAGUGGAUUGACAGAAAAGGAAAGGGAAACUCUUCUCAGAAUCAUUUUAGCAAUUUUGUAAGUAAACAAGAGUCAAAUGUUUGCUGUUUCUAGCUGUGAUCUCAAAACGUGGCUGUGUGAGCGUGUGACAUGGUUGGCAGGAAUGGAAGGGAGAAUUGAAACAGGCAGUUUUCACUAUUUGCUGUCAUUUAUUGACAAAACAAUGAAUCCGUAUUGAAUAUUGUCUAUUUGCAGGCCUUUCAGACAUAAACAGUGUCUCAUGUUCACUGGUACCCAUCGAGUUGGACUUCUGAAAGGGUGACGAGGGUCAAACACAAACACUGAGUGACCGUGUGGACGUUAAACGACAGAAAACCAAGUGGUUGUUUCUCCUCACAGCAGCAGUGGAAGCUGUUGGUCUGUCGGCCUACUGCAGGAUGAGGAACAGUGUAUGUAGUCUUAUUGAGGACGUUUGUAAAAAUCGAAGGCUGCAUUUUUCGCACUAUUCUGUUUGUAACUGUGCAAUGCUUAAAAAGUGUAAAUAUACUGUAUUUUUGUAGUUUUGGGCUACCAAAGUUCUCGUCCAGUUUGUGGUUAAUGAGGGCUAAAAAAUACAAACCCAAAAGCUGAUUUGUUUUUGGUUUGUUUUCAUACAGAAAACUUUUUUUUUUUUUUUACAUUUCAUUCAUAAAUUCAGCCUGGACAUUGUCCUUUAUGUUUGCCAGUAAACUUUUGUUCCCUCCUGUAGCCCUAAAACAGAAAUAAAUAAAAGAAUUUAUUUGAA